AGAAAUGCUUAUACUAUGGUAUUACACAAACAUGGGGAACGGUUAUAUAAUGGAUUAAAGCAAGUAGUAACAGAGCAUCUGGAAGAAAAGAUUCGCAAGGAGGUCGUAGCCUCUUUAAGUAACAAUUUCUUAGAUACCUUGAAUGCAGCAUGGAAUGAUCACCAGACAUCAAUGGUUAUGAUAAGAGAUAUCCUAAUGUACAUGGACCGUGUCUAUGUUCAACAAAAUGGUGUUGAUAAUGUAUAUAACCUAGGGCUGAUUCUUUUUCGAGAUAAGGUUGUAAGAUAUGGCAAUAUCAGAGAUCACCUUUGUCAAACUUUAUUAACUCUAGUAAGAAAAGAAAGAAAGGGUGAAGUUGUUGACAGGAUGGCCAUUAGGAAUGCCUGUCAGAUGUUGAUGAUCCUUGGUAUAGACUCAAGACAUGUGUAUGAAGAGGACUUUGAAACCCCCUUCUUAGAAGAAUCAGCAGAGUUCUACAAGAUGGAAGGUCAAAAGUUUUUAGCAGAAAACAGUGCAUCUAUAUAUAUACAGAAAGUUGAACAAAGAAUAAAUGAAGAGUCUGAAAGAGCCAAACAUUAUCUUGACCCAAGUACAGAGGAAGCUAUUGUAAAAGUCGUAGAAGAGGAAUUAAUCCGUAAACAUAUGAAAACUAUUGUAGACAUGGAGAACUCAGGAGUGAUCCAUAUGCUUAAACAUAACAAAAUUGAUGAUUUGGCAAGAAUGUAUAGAUUAUUCUCUCGAGUCAAGGAUGGACUGAAAACCAUAUGUGAUUGUAUGAGAGGGUAUCUUAGAGAACAAGGAAAAGCUAUCAUGGCUGAUGAAGAUAAUGAAUGUUCUAAAAACCCUAUCCCAUGUAUUCAGAAUCUUUUGAAUCUGAAGGACAGGUUUGAUCAUUUCCUCCAUAAUGGCUUCAACAAUGUUAAGUUAUUCAAGCAAGCUAUAGGAGCAGAAUUUGAAUUUUUUUUGAAUCUCAAUAGUAGAUCACCAGAGUUUUUGUCUCUUUUCAUUGAUGACAAACUGAAGAAAGGUGUCAAAGGAUAUUCAGAACAAGAAGUGGAAGCUAUUCUAGAUAAAUGCAUGGUUUUGUUUAGGUUUUUACAGGAAAAGGAUGUAUUUGAAAGGUACUAUAAACAACACUUGGCUAAAAGACUGCUGUUACAAAAGAGUAUUUCAGAUGAUUCUGAGAAAAAUAUGAUCUCUAAACUAAAGACUGAAUGUGGUUGUCAGUUCACAUCUAAACUAGAAGGCAUGUUUAAAGACAUGACUGUAUCCCACUCAACUAAUGAAGAAUUCAGGCAGCAUGUUUCCAACAAUCAAAUCAACUUAGUGGGAAUUGACCUGACGGUAAGAGUACUAACUACAGGAUUCUGGCCAACCCAAGCUGGCAACCAUAAAUGUAAUGUGCCACCUCAAGCUCAGCAUGCUUUUGACUGUUUUAAAAGGUUCUAUUUAGGAUGUCACAGUGGAAGACAACUAACAUUGCAACCACAACUAGGCACUGCUGAACUUUAUGCUACAUUUCCUCCCCUUAAAAAGGAUGACCCCCAGCGACGAAAGCACAUAUUCCAAGUGUCUUCGUAUCAAAUGUGUAUUCUGAUGCUCUUUAAUUCAAAGGAAAAACUGACCUAUGAGGAAAUAGCACAAGACAGUCUAAUACCAGAACGAGAUCUUAAUCGAGCUCUGCAGUCGUUUGCUUGUGGUAAAGCAACUCAGAGAGUGCUUAUCAAAGAGCCUAAAGGCAAGGAGAUGGCACCCACAGAUAUGUUCUGCAUCAACGACCAGUUCACCUCUAAGCUUUUUAGAGUUAAAAUACAAACUGUGCUUGCCAAAGGCGAAUCGGAACCAGAACGCAAGGAGACAAGAUCGAAAGUCGAUGAAGAUAGAAAACAUGAAAUUGAGGCGGCGAUUGUUCGUGUAAUGAAAGCUAGGAAAAAGAGACCGCACAACUUACUAGUCGCAGAGGUAACGGAACAACUUCGAGCCCGCUUUCUUCCAAGUCCACAAGUUAUCAAGAAAAGGAUAGAAGGACUUAUCGAAAGGGAAUAUCUUACUCGAACACCAGAGGACAGAAAAGUCUACCUUUAUGUGGCAUAAUGAGAACAAGCUGAAUGAAAGAUUACCUCCACAAGGACCAUGUGCACUCAGAAUUUUGAGGCCAUUGGAUUAUUGGAACAUGAGAAGACACCUUGUAAUAAAUCGAGGAUGUUCUUUUUCUUCAAGCCAUCUUCAUAAUUACAUCUUCACCACUUCCAUCGUCAUCAUCAUAUAUCCUCGCUACUUUCAUCAUCGUCAUCAUUACGAUCGCAUUAUCACCAUCAUUUUGGUUAUCUGGGAAGUUUGUUCUCCUUGUUAUCUCUGUUUGGAUAGUGGAAGUUUGGUCUUUUUAUAUCUGUGGAAUGGACCAGUUCACCAAGUCAUUGAUGGUCGUAAUUAGCGAUCGGUCAAUGUGUAUCACCUAAGGGGGUUCGGAAGAGAUUUGCUGUAACAUCAUAAAGAUUAUCUCCAAAAGAGAUAUGAGUCAUGUCAAUAUUUACCUGAUUCUCUCUCCAGGGCCCGGUUGUGGGAAGGGUGGAUAGCGCGAAUCCUGAUCCAGUGGAUAAGUCAAUAGUGUUAUCCAAUAACUUUAUCCACCCUUCGUACAACCGGACCCAGUUGUCUAAAAAACGUGAUCACCACAAAAUACUCCAAGCACAUCCCCAAGGCGAUGAAUAAUGACCGUUCCCUUAGUAUCCUCUUACCGAUGCGUUAUCUUCACAAUGUAAAUAAAUUUUUCGGUAGCAAUCAUAUUGCCGUGGAUCAUUAAUUGUUUGUGACGGAAGGAGGACAGAUCCAUCUUGACGCAAUGAACGAGUAAAUGGUGUUCAAGGUGUUGGUAUAUGGCGCUCAUCGAUAAAACUUCUCCAUUGUAGUGCAGAUGGACGAAACACCCAACGCGUUUCACUGUUUGUAUCUCUGCUGUUGAUAUUUUGCGUUUUUAUUGACAAUGUUCUUUCUUGUAAACAGAGAGGCGCGUUUAAAUGGGCAUUAAAUUUGCCCUUCCUUACAAGCCAUGCACUAUUCAAGAUAGAAAUAGACAGUAAUGUAGAUAAAAAGUUCAAUUUCAAUUGGUGAAUUGCUUCCUUUGUUGAGGUCAUUAUUUUAAUAACCAUUUAGAGCAUAUGGCCAUAUACGGUCAUGUGAUCGGUUUAACAUCGGGCUUUGGCUGCCAGUACCUUCACCGAAUAAAAUUUAUAAUUUCUGCCUUCCCGUA
Molecule: messenger RNA, 3250 nt
Organism: Actinia tenebrosa (Australian red waratah sea anemone)
Lineage: Eukaryota; Metazoa; Cnidaria; Anthozoa; Actiniaria; Actiniidae
Product: cullin-3
Biological process (GO): ubiquitin-dependent protein catabolic process
Cellular component (GO): cullin-RING ubiquitin ligase complex
Molecular function (GO): ubiquitin protein ligase binding
Source: RefSeq, a predicted model, not a curated record